AUGGGGAAGGAAGAGGCAGCCGCCCACCUAACCGUGGACGGUGGUUUCGUCUGGAGCAAAUUUGUCGAGUACAAAGACCGCCUCAACUCGUACCGACAUCUUGGGUGGAUCAUCCUUCUGGCGUCUGCAGUAAAUGUCAUUCUCAUUGGUGGAAAGCGACGUGCCUUUGGGAUUUUCGUGACAGCUCUCCAUAACGAUUUUACAAACACUUCAAUGACUGAGCUGAAUUGGAUCGGUGACAGUUACGCCGCUGUGGGUUUUUUCCUUAUGCCGUUUAUGACUACGCUAAUAGUCCAUGCAGGUCGCGCCUACCGUGUCUCCAUGGUGGCUGCUGGAGCUUUCAUAUUUGUGAGUUGUUUCACUUCAGCGGCUGUCCCUUCACCGGGAUACCUGUUUGUCACUCAUACACUACUUCAUGGCAUCGGUUCCACACUCAUUCUCUGCACAACCGCCCUCAUAACAGGAGAGUACUUCGAUAAGACCCAUCGUUUCCAUGUGCUAGCAACCGCGUUUGUGUCCGGCGGACCCUAUGGCGUUCUCAUAUUUGGCCCUCUUUUCUCCUUAUGGAUACAUGAGUAUGGAUGGAGAGUAGCUUUUGAAAUAUGCGGUGUGGUUUUCCUCGGAUUCAACCUCCUGGCUGCCAUCUUCUUUCAACCCAAGCAAAGCGACCACUACGAAGAAAUGAAACACGAUGCCGAAUCUGACUCCCUAGAACCCGUAGAGCACACCGCCUCCAGUGGUCGGGGCUGGGCAGUAAUUUCUCUGUCUCAUUUGAAGGAAAAUGCGCAAAUUGUCCUGUGGGCCCUUGAGCGGUUGAUCCACAACUUCGUCAUGUAUGGUCUUCUCAUGAAUAUGACAACGUACGUCACUGAGGCUAUGGAAAACGAGAUCCAAGAGGGUUCAAAAGUUAAUUUAUACUUUGGAAUUGGUGAAUCAAUUGUCUUCACUGUAGGGGCUUUAAUCGGAGACAAGAUACGAGGACGUCUACCAAUUUUCUACAUGGUCGGAGCAGCUAUUGCUGCCAUAAUUCUUCUGGUCAUGCAGAGCCUUUACAAGGACGUAACCACAGUGCUUGUACUGGCUGGAUUCCUAGGAGCCGCAGUUGGAACUGGUAAUACAUUCCUCUACGCUACCUCUGAAGAAGUAAUGCUAAUUCAUGGUUCAGUUGCCUUUCCCAUGACUAAAUCAAUCGCUGGAGUAGGCAUGCUUCUAGCUCCUUUCUUAUCAGGAACGGUAAUUGACAUGUUCUCCUUCCGUGGAUUCUUCAUAUCCAUGGCGGUCUUGGUUUGUUUUCGAGUGCUACUCUUCAUUGCCAUUUGCAUCAUUUUGUGGAGGAAGAAGAUUCAAAGAAGUCAGAGGCGCCUUGCGGAAGGAACGAAACUUCAUCCGCCAGUUACUGCCAAAGCCGAGGGCCCACUGUAUCCCUGCGAGGAGUCCGAGCACGUUCACGCCGAAGUGGAGCAGCAGUAG
This is a messenger RNA of Mesocestoides corti, 1470 nucleotides long. Lineage: Eukaryota; Metazoa; Platyhelminthes; Cestoda; Cyclophyllidea; Mesocestoididae. The record is from the annotation of a GenBank genome assembly.